Lytechinus variegatus (green sea urchin) is the source of this 5142-nucleotide messenger RNA. RefSeq names its product ras-specific guanine nucleotide-releasing factor RalGPS1-like. Lineage: Eukaryota; Metazoa; Echinodermata; Echinoidea; Temnopleuroida; Toxopneustidae. The record is from RefSeq and is a predicted model, not a curated record. Gene Ontology annotation, cellular component: plasma membrane. The coding region runs from base 2305 to 4047 and encodes 580 amino acids. Gene Ontology annotation, biological process: Ras protein signal transduction; positive regulation of GTPase activity. Gene Ontology annotation, molecular function: guanyl-nucleotide exchange factor activity. The transcript has 21 exons.
AUUUCCUUGUUUGCUUGUUUUACGUCAGAGUCUCUCCUUGACUCAAAUUCCAGCUAAUUCCCUCCUUUUAUUUGCUGUGUCCUUUGAUAGCCUUGAUUACAGCACUGUCUAUGUCACCCUUAUCAUCACUACUGAAUUCUUGAGGAACACACCAUAAACACCUCAUCAGUUGUCAAAGUGGAUGUACCGUGUGGCUUUUAUAGUUUGGAACUUUAAUCCGGAUCCCCCGACGAUUAAUAGCGACGUUUCCUGGUUCACGAUGCUUAAUUAAGAUGCAGCAGGCAAACUUUAACGAGGGAAGAACUAAGUGAAGAAGCAACCGCUCUAUGAAUCAUUACUUCAAUAAUAAGUGGCAUGAGUUGUCUAUAAGAGAUACAGCGAAUUUCUCAGUGUGAUCUUCUAUCUAUAGCUGUGGAUGUCGCCCCCCUCCCCCUACAUGAACAGAGGCAACACAACGGAACAGCGCUUGCUAAUUAGUUCAUUGGGGGAAAGGUGUCAUUCUAGCAUUCAGUUUGUAGGAUGAUACGGAAGCUAGCUGUAGCAUGGAAUAGUUCUUAUCUCGGUAUGUGAUAUCAUAUGAGGUUUCUGACCUCCAUACUUCUAACACUCUGGAAUCUCAUCGGACUGUUUGAUUUUUAUUAGAUAAACAAAUGCAACGAGAGGAGAAUCUUCUUGUCAUUUUCAGAGAUUUUCUUUUUAACUUGGAUAAUUUGUGAUACCUUUUGGUGACAUCCUGAUUGGAUGAAUGAGCCUUGUGUUAUUUAUGCCAUGCGGCUCUUCUUCAGGCUUGUGACUGCACAGUGAUGCGCAUGCGUUGAGGUAAAAAAUAUUAUCCAUUUUCAUACGCUCUACUCCAUUACCAUGGCAACCUGGAGAAUAGCCAACUGAACUUGUACAGGAAUAGCACAUCAAUACAUUGGAAAUCUUACUUCAAAAUCAUAUACCUGUAAUUUUAUCAACCAGAGGUCAAAUAUAAUAGGCCAUAAACAUGUAUGGACAUUGUGCAACUUCAAGGAAAUGUCUAUGUUCUUGGAUUGCCAGUUUCUAGAUUUCUCUGACAACUUAAAGUGUUUGGCCUGUAGUACCAUUAACUGACUGUGGGCGUUAAACUUUGAACAUUUUUUUUCUUUUGAAUGAUGUCAUGUGACUCAAUAAGCAGGUGUAUAUUGAAUGAUGUCACAAUAGCAAGACAUAAAAUGUGAGGUGGAGAGUUUCUGGGGUAAAUUUCACAAAAGCCUCAUUAUAUUUAUGGACAUCACAUGCUUCUUUUUCAUUUGUCACUAACUAGUCAGCUCAGCGCAGUGCUGAAGAGAUCAUCUAGUGUUCACUGGCAUUGAAUGCGUGCAUAUAGGUGCAUAUGUUUGCCAGACAGUAUAUUUAGAUAUUGCACAUUGGCUUAGGGGCCUAAGUGGCUUUUUAAAUGCUAUAUUCAGCUCCCCUGGCACGGCAAAUUACUCCCUUAAAAUAAUUUUGGAAGAAUCACACACAGUUCAUUGUAUCAAUCAACUUUUUAGCAGUCUUGAGGCUCCAGCAUCUACAAAUGGUAUAUGUUUCUUGUUUUUUUUUUAUAAAACAGCACUUGAUUUCAUGAAUGUAAAACCUUUGGAUUGAAUAAUCAUGAUGAAUCUCACAAAAUCAAGCAAUUAUUCAUCAAAUAUCAAGGUACAUGUAGAUACUGUACAUGGGCUAGCAGCAUAGAUUGGGUUUCAUGCUUGUUUGGACAAGGCUGCCUCAUAUUUCAUGCACUUUCAAUGUCAGUAGGAGAUCAGAUCUGAGCCAAGGUUUUCGGAAAUAGGAUUGUAAAGGAUAUUCCCAAAGCUUAAUGAAAGUCAUCACUCCGUCGGCAUCAGAAUCGCACAGGAGAGUUUGUAAUGUGAUGUUAGCUUCAUGUACAUGAUUGUUCAAGUCUAAGCACUUAUCAUCAGAGAACUUCUUCUGAACUACCAAUGUUUGAAUCUGGACUAAACCUAAACCAGAUGUGGAUUUGGCCAUAUAAAGUCUAGUCGUCUUCUUGAGUACUCGUGGGACUGAGGAUCAAAUUUCAAUCUUAACUUUUAACGUGUAUCAUAUCUGGAGUAGAUCUGAAUUAACUUAGAUUUCCAUGUGGACAAUAAAAUGAAUUGAAUUAAAUGCGGAUCGGACACGGACUAAUUCAGGACGUAGGAUCAAACUUGAAUCAUCACUAUUAAUGUGGAUUAUAUCUGGACUACAUAAAAAUCUGGACUUAAUUUGGGCCAGAUCUGGAGUAGAUCUGAACUAAUUUGGAUUAAACGUGGAUCGGACCUGGACUAAUUUCUGGACUAGAUGUUGGAGACUCUGAUUCAGAAAUGGCUCACCUGUGGGAGCGAGGAGAAAAGGAAUACUAUGAUGGGCCUGUGGUAUGAGAACCACAGUGAGAAAGAUCCUGCUAUAGACAGUAGAUGGACAUUACCUCGAAUGAAGAGCUAUGACAGGGCAGUCUUUGAUAUGCUACGAGUCCAACCAGAGGAGUUUGCAACUCAAAUCACCUUAUUGGAUUUACCAGCAUUCAAAGCAAUCACAUCAGAGGAGCUUAGUAGUUGUGCAUGGUCAGGAAAGUCCAAGAAUAAUAUUUGUCCAAACAUUGUUGCCUUCACAAAAAGAUUUAAUCAGGUGAGUUUCUGGGUUGUCCAUGAAGUCCUCAUCACGCAAAUGGCUAAGGCGAGGGCAGAGGUCAUAGGUCAUUUCAUCAAAGUAGCUAAGAAACUGUUUGAUAUCAACAAUCUUCAUGCUACCAUGGCGAUCAUCUCGGCAUUACAUAGUGCAUCAAUCUUUAGGUUAACCAAAACAUGGAAUCUUGUUCAUAAAAAGGAGAAAUCUACGUGUGAAAAGCUCUCUGAACUGAUGUCAGAGGAUGACAACAGACAAAAGUUAAGAGAAUAUAUGGACACAGUCAGAUUACCCUGUAUACCAUACCUUGGAAUGUAUCUACAAGAUCUGAUCUACAUUGAUGUUGCACAUCCAAGUACAGGGGGUAUUGAAAGUAACAGUAGAUCAACUAAAAUGAACAACAUCUUGAGAAUAAUAUCUGAGUUCCAACAGUCACAGUAUGAUUAUGAAAACUUGCCAUAUGUCCAGAAGUACCUUCUUUCAGUACGGUAUAUUGAAGAGUUACAGAAGUUUGUGGAGGAGGACAACUACAAACUUUCAUUACAACUGGAACCAACAGUGCAAUCAAAAUCAAAGGAUGACCUUGACCAAACAGUCAUUGAAGUCCAGACGGUAUCCCUUUUUUGUACUCCUCCUGUUCUCAAUAUAUCUAAUUCAUCAGACAGUGGAGGAGGAGGAGGUGCAAAGACAAGUUCAAUAGGCAAAUCAAAUCCAUCCACACCUGUCAUCUCAUCAAAGUUUGUUCCCGGCCAUCGGAAAACAAAAAGCUUAGGUGCAAAUGUUCCAAACCACUUAGCACCUGCAGAACCUCUAAGCUUUCCUAACACAAAUUUUGGUAAUGGACCAAGACAUCUCUUAGAUGAUAGUCUAUUAGAAGAGACAACGUCAUCAAUCAGACCCUCAAUAUCAAGCUCCAUAGAAGGAAGCAGUGAAGGGUCAGAGUUCAGUGAUGACCAAGAUGUCUGGUUAAACAAUGGAAGUGUAACAGAAAGCUGUGAGGAUCUAGUGUCCAGUAUCAGUGAUAUCCCACAGAACUUAUUUACAUUAAAUGCUUGCCUCAAGAGGAAACCGAUAAGGAAAGCGGGACGUAAGCUGUCGGUUACAUCAUGGACGAGAUUCUGGGUAGGGCUGUGGGGAACCAACCUAGUCCACUAUGCAGCCAAGUCCUUCAACUCAAUAGAGAGAGCACAUUUCAAAUCCAAGCCUUGUAAAGUGUUUUCCAUCUCUGACUGGAUGGUUUCGAUGCCUGACACCAAACACAAUAAUGUUAUCUUAUUAACAGAUCCAAAUACAGGUAACAGCUACAAAUACAAAGCACAGAGUUAUUCAGUAGCUUGUGCAUGGGUCAGGAAUCUAGAUGAAGCAACAAAGAAGAAAAGAGGGCCAAAGACUCCUGCCAAUUUAAUGAGCUUUGAGUGACACGUGUUAACAUGACUAACCUACGACGUCAAAAGCAACGAUCGUCAUGACAACCUAUGGUGCUUCCAAUUGUCUGCCAUGGUACUAUACGUUAGUAGUGUGGAGCAGCUCUUUAUAUGUGUGUGUGAGUUCCUAGUCUAUAAAGUGUGAAGUUCCUGGUCCUUUGUUGUAGACCAGGACUACUGUACUUCAACCUCAUUUCUAGUGUGUUGUAUAAUAACUCCAGGACAUGAUGCUCUAGUCUAGGUCCUGGUCCAUGUCAGUCUAUUGACGUGUUGCUCAGUUAUGACUAUAUUGUGGUAGUCCAGGUAUUUAUGGGUCUGCAUGGACGUUACAAAAAAAAUUUACUUUAUUUCCUAAUCAGGUACAAAUACUUUGAUUAAAUGCAAAUUUGUACAUGUAGUUGAUUUACGUUCAAUUGCAACUCAAAUUUCUUGCAAUGCACCAUAACUAUUCAUUUUUCAAUUAAACAUAAGUUUUUUUGCAAUGCCCCACAAGUCCAUUUUAUGUUUCAAAUUCAGUCGGCUUUAGUAUAAGUCCAGUUAUUACUUUGAAUAUACAUUUCAUAUAUUUAAGUUAUAUCAUUAAUACAGAAUCACAUGUUUGACCUUUUGAUAUAAGCUAUAAAUAUGUAGCUUUCAUGAUACAUUAAAUUAUAUAUCAUAUUCUGUGUAUAUUCACCCUCUGUAACUUUGAUAUUCAUUUAUGGGAGAUUUUCAUAGGUUUAUAUGGCAUUUUUCAAGCAUCCCAAGAUAUUGUUUUCCUGUGGAAAUUGGAAAGUCAAGGACAUGUUCUUUAAAACCAUACUAUAAUCCUCAUUUCUUCAACAAUAAUUAAGGAUAUCUGUGUAUUUUGUGAAAGAGGGUCCCAGUGUAUUAUUGUGAAGGAUGAAUCCAAUGCCUACAAGAAAUUGUUAGUCUUCAAGUUGAGCCUUGUGAUUAACAAAAAAACACCUGUCAGUUAGGUUUAUGUUUAGUUCAGGGCAUCAUAAGACAUAGCUUUAAGCCCAAUGCCAUUAGUCUUCAAAAUCAGCCAAGCAAUUAAUUGCUACAUGUAAGCUUCAUGUUUCAGGGCCCAGAUGAUUUGCCUUCAUAA